AUGAGUAAUACUUUUGAAAUGAGUAUGGUUGGUGAACUGACUUUCUUUCUAAGUCUCCAAGUGAAACAACUUGAUGAUGGGAUUUUCAUAUCUCAAUCAAAAUAUGUAAAGGAGCUAGUUAAGAAAUUUAGUAUGAAAGAUUCAAAGCAUGUACAAACUCCUAUGAGUACUUCAUCUAAAUUGGAUAGAGACUCUGAUCCUAACAAGAUUGAUCAUUUCUUGUAUAGGAGUAUGAUUGGUAGUUUGUUGUAUUUGGCAGCAACUAGGCCAGAUAUUUCAUUUAGUGUUGGUAUUUGUGCUAGGUAUCAAGCUGAUCCUAGAAAACAACACAUUUUUGCAGUCAAUCGCAUUAUUCGUUAUGUCAAUAGUAUAUUGAAUUAUGGAUUGCAUUAUUCUUCUGAGUCUAACUCAGAGAUUACAGGCUAUACUGAUACUGAUUGGGCUAGUAACAAGGAUGAUAGAAAGAGUACUUCAGGUGAUUGUUUCUAUGUUGGUACUGACGAGGCCGUUUGUUAUACACCAAAAUAA
Molecule: messenger RNA, 528 nt
Organism: Cornus florida
Lineage: Eukaryota; Viridiplantae; Streptophyta; Magnoliopsida; Cornales; Cornaceae
Exons: 1
Coding region: 1-528 (175 amino acids)
Source: RefSeq, a predicted model, not a curated record